Paramecium pentaurelia is the source of this 285-nucleotide messenger RNA. The record is from the annotation of a GenBank genome assembly. NCBI's taxonomy places the organism in Eukaryota, Ciliophora, Oligohymenophorea, Peniculida, Parameciidae.
AUGCAAAUUUCGCAAUAUUAAAACAAUUUAUAAAUUGAUUUAACUAUUUAUACCAUAAUUCCUUAGACUAAAAAUGUCUCAUAUCCAAUGAAUUUAAUUCUUGAUAUGUAGUUUAAUAUAAUUUUUUCAUAAUUACAGUAAAAUUCCUAAUUAUAGCAAUUACUCAUUAAUCACAUUAAUCAAUAACGAAUUUGUUGCUUUUCAGAAUAACUCUUACAUAUAAAUUGUAUAUAGCGACUUAAAUAAUAAAUAUAAUUUAAGCAAUUCAAAUCUAAACUUGAGUGA